Messenger RNA from Rotaria sp. Silwood2, 366 nucleotides. Lineage: Eukaryota; Metazoa; Rotifera; Eurotatoria; Philodinida; Philodinidae. The record is from the annotation of a GenBank genome assembly.
AUGACUGAUGUGAAUGACGAUAAUGAUGAUGGUUUAACAAUUAUUUUGAUGUGUGGUUUGAUAUUUAAAAUUAUUUUAUUUGAAGAAAAUUAUAAUUCAACUUGGGAUCUUCAAUUAAUACUGAUUGACGAUAAACAGUUGACUAUAUUAACUAAUCAGAAAGAUAAAUUACGACAAAAUAAAGAUUUAGCAAUAAUUGCUGAGUUACUAGAGCAUGGAAAUCAAGCAGAUGUGGCCAAUAUCUAUACUCAACAUAUAUCGCGAACAUUGGUAUACAAUCAAAGUUUAACUGUUUCAAUAAACCAAGCAACGAACAUGAAACUCGCGGUUCAACCACGUAUGUGCCUAGACGAUCGAAACUACUAA